UUAGGCCGUAAAACAAUCGCGUAGUCGACCAAAGCUCAAAAGCAUUUACAGUCGAGAAACCUAAACCCUAAUCGGUUGAGGAUGGAGAAGGAGAAAUUGUUGCUGCUGAAAAAAAAAUUAAAAAACUUCGGUCGGUACAGAAGGCUGGGUAUGGGUGGGGAGUCCACUGGGCAAAAACUGAAGAAAUACGGUGUGUUCGAUCUCCCGGGUUGUACGCUCGGAUUUCAGGAAGUGACAUGUCAUGAACUGCGUCCUUGUUCUACCUUACUCACCCUCUAUGCUAAGAUGGGCCUUCAUCGUUACAAUUUGCUCGAGGGUACAAAGUUUCAGCUCAAUGGCGUAAAGAAAUACAUUAGACCAGUGUGUUGUCCUGCUUGCCCUUAUUACAUAACUUUGGAUGCAGUGGACACAACCGGUGGCUCUUCGCUGCUUCAGACUUUUCAGACUAAAGUAUCUGAAGAAAUCUAUCGCAAAUUUAUUCUGACCUGCGAUAUCACAAGAAUUCGAGGUGAUAGAAGAGAUGACGACCCAGCAUCGAUGCGUGCAAAUAUUCGAAUAAGAAAUAACGACCCAGCGAUGAUUACAAAUUUUCCCAUGCCUGAGUGGCCGCCAGAGAAUCCUUUUGAUAUUUAUUACCGGGUCAAGAAAUCAGAGCUGCAAGACAAUGACUGGAUUCGUCUAUAUUUGGAACUUGCUGUUGCCUCCGCUGGAGCUAGUGAUGAUGCUCUCUCCAACUUGGAGAUUGUCACGGUGGCUAUAGGUGAUGAGGGAGGACUCAAUGCGAAUAAUGCAACCUUGUACAUAAGGUACAAUGACUUGUCGCUUGGUAAGGUUUCUGAUCGCGUCGCUCUUGUUAGAAGAAGCUUUGAUGAGGCUACGGGAUGCUUUCUUCUCGUGGGUCUUACUCGUGAGAGUUCACUAGUUAUACCAAACAAGCGUACAGUUGCUUCUGAUGAGGAUACGGGACCCGAGUUUUGCGGGGAACCCUUGGCAGAUAAUAAAAGGACCAAGUUACAUCUCACCGGACUUGCAAAUCAAAUCUCUGAGGAUCCAAAUCAGCUGCCUCUGAACUAUGACGCUGACGCAAUGGUGGAGUAACACCCUGGUGGUGCUGCGUUUGAAAGAUUAUUAUUAAUAAUAAUGCUGGACUAAGUUUGUUAAGUUGAAUGGUUUUUGUGAGAUAUAACAAUCUAUUCAUCACCAAACAUAUCGAAACCACCAUAGUCUUCUUCAUCUGAUUCCUCA
Messenger RNA from Thlaspi arvense, 1245 nucleotides. NCBI's taxonomy places the organism in Eukaryota, Viridiplantae, Streptophyta, Magnoliopsida, Brassicales, Brassicaceae. The record is from the annotation of a GenBank genome assembly.